AUGGCGCAAUCAGCAGCAUCUUCGUUCGACGACUUUCAAAAACUGCACAACACACUGAUAGAUCCCCAUGGCCCAAAUCUAGCGGUGCUGGCGGAAGAGCUGGAAUCACGCACUGCAGAACUGAAGAAGUUGCUCGAGGUUCCACCCAAGAAUGAUGCCAGUCGAACGAAGAUCAAGUCCGAUCAACGAGCAGUUAUCCAGGAGGCGACACAGCUGUCAGAUGACUUCAACAUGGAUGAGGUAGAGGCAGCACGGCUGUUAUUUAGGGGAUCUGAGGAGAAGCAAAAGCUAGAUCGGUCGGCCUUCCAAAGCGCCGUCUUUCUCUACCAUACUCGUCGACAAAACCUUCUAGAAUGCUUACGACUAAUACUCUCCUACGCGUUCAACGAUAAUACAGAUCCUGAACUACGAGAGUUGGCCAAGGACACGGUUGAUGUGCUAUCUCCACUCAAGACUUGUGGGCAAACGUUUGCCGAGAGGUGUAUUUCAGCGAUGGGGUCGGUGCGGCAAUCUGUGGAGCAGUUGAGGGCGAAGGAGAAACAUGAUCAUACGCUUGGGCUAGAGAGUACCCCAAGUAAUAAAGAGGAGUUAGAGAUGCACGUCCGGUUCCUAAUGAAUCAGCAUGAAGCCCUUGCAUCUAGUGUUUACUACUUGGUCAAACUGAAGCGGGCCACAGUCUCAGAUUUCAAGGCUCUACUCAACACCGUCAAGACCUUUGAGAAACAUGACACAUUCACCCUUCAUCACAUGCUUCCAUUGUACGCCUUCAUCACUAUGCUCUGCGAGACUGAUUCACCUCUGAGCUUUGAGGAGACUAUCCAACUUCAUAAAGAGAUGUUGAGUAACUAUAAAUCAUCACCAUGGCCGCUAAAAUAUAUUCACGCAUCCGUCAAUAUAUUGUGGAUAAGCGAAUUUAAUGGACUCUGCAAUGAUCCUCCAACCAUCGAUGCGCCAAGUCUUCAAAAACUAGACUACAUGACCGAUAUAUUUGAGCCAUCAAAAGAGGCGUUGGAGCAGGGUGCAUUUGAAUUCUUACUUGCGGUGUGCGCGGACGUUAGUGCCGGGUGGGCCCUCAACGCAGCAAAAGAGGAUUUGCACCGAUUUUUACAGACUCGAAUAGAAAUUUUUGUGGACAGUUUCAUCUCAAACAUGGCAGAUGUAUUGAAAGAUAUCAAGACGCGGGAGGAAGAGGACGUAUUGUUAGGGCGGAAGACUUUGGGGUAUGAGCUAGAGAGAUUUUUCCUUAUCAUUCAUUAUGCAUAUUUGGGGCGACGAGACGCCGGAAUGGUAUUUUGGAGUGAUCCAGAAAGCAAUUUGCACGGGUUUAUCUCUUGGGCAUCGAUGAGGCAAACACCGUUUAUGGCGGCUACCUUCAGCUUUAUGCUAGCUUCAUUAUCGUUAGGCAAAGUUGCCGCCGAACACACCCACAGAUUUCUUCUUGACGAGGCCAACCCCGGUAGCACGAAAAGGAGGACAACCUAUCUGUCGUGGGAUUACAUCUUCAAACAAUUUCAACUGUAUAUUGGCCAGUUAGAAAAGAGAUCACAGCAGUUAGUCCCAGCGAAUGCCUUCAGGCCUCCCCUCCCGCCGCCAAUUGAAACUACGGAGCCUGCACCUGAAUUGAGUAUGAUGCUGGACGGAUUCAUGCGGCUAAUCUCUCAAAUUGUACAAGAAUGUCCGGAUGCCAGAAAUUGGCUACUUCAUGAGAGCCCCUUCAGAAUUGUCCCUGCUCUGUUGAGCUUCUCGGGUUACAAGCGUCAAUCCAACUCAAUUGACGAUUGGGCUCUUGGAGCUGCUCCCCCAACUACCGCUCUACAACUCGGCGUCAUCCCUGGAAAAGCCUUCGCCCAAGCUGGGUCUGAGAAACUUGACGCAGUAGUUACUUCGGUCCAUCCUGCGGAGGCCUUUGUGCGUCUGCUUGCCACUUUGGUUUCGCCGGCAUUUCAUGACCAGCUUAAAGACGCUCUACCAUUUCCCGAAAACCUUGGUAGCAUGAAUCGGUUAUCCGGGAUCGACCCAUACGUCGAUUUUAUUUUGGGAACGAUUUUCUCAAGUACCACGGUGCAGAAUCUUCCUCCCGACCUUGUACUUCCGGUAGACAAGCAAGAUAUCCCAAGCGAAAGGUUGACCCGCUCACAGUACCGGAGUUUUCGUCCAGCGCUCCAAUCUAGCUGCUUGACUUUUAUUCAUACUUGUCUUGCAACAUUUAACGAAGAUCUUCUCAUUAUCGCGAGCUCCAACAUUUCUCUUGAUUCUGCGAUGAAAUCAUCUUCCCUUGAGACCUAUGCAAAGCUGCAUCCAUUUGCCAGGGUCAUGGAACAUAUCCUUACUGAGAAGUGCUUUAACGUUUUCUACGAAAUCUUGAAGCUCGGCGUUGAGGAUCUACAAGCCACGGACGUACCAUUUCCUCUCGUUGAAUUAGUCAUCAACAUUUUGGAUCUUGCGUUGCAAAUGCAGACAACAUUUUUUGAGUUUGUUCGUCCUUUAGUCAAGCGUGACGACGGCAUGCGAAAGGUGAACGUAACUUCUAACGGAUACGGGUCCAUUGAAGAAGCGGUCCUACACCAUUUGGAUAUCGCAGUGUUUUUAGGACUGUUUGUGGGGAGUGCCAACCAGGAUAUCACCAUGGCUGCUUUGAGCCUCCUUGAAAGGCUUUCCACACGGCCAAAAUUGGUAUCAACGGCAGGGCCAUCACAUACGUUUGGGCGGAAAAUAGGCAGGAAUCGUCUCCUAGGGAUUAUCGAGUCAAGUCCGGAGUCUCGUCGGAUUUUGUUCAAUUUAUUCACCAAUGGAUGCGGAUGUUGA
Messenger RNA from Morchella sextelata, 2805 nucleotides. RefSeq lists its product as uncharacterized. Gene Ontology annotation, molecular function: structural constituent of nuclear pore. NCBI's taxonomy places the organism in Eukaryota, Fungi, Ascomycota, Pezizomycetes, Pezizales, Morchellaceae. Gene Ontology annotation, cellular component: nuclear pore; nuclear pore inner ring. The record is from RefSeq and is a predicted model, not a curated record. Gene Ontology annotation, biological process: nuclear pore organization. The transcript has 4 exons. Bases 1 to 2805 code for a protein of 934 amino acids.